Physella acuta is the source of this 444-nucleotide messenger RNA. RefSeq lists its product as uncharacterized. Gene Ontology annotation, cellular component: membrane. Gene Ontology annotation, molecular function: G protein-coupled peptide receptor activity. The record is from RefSeq and is a predicted model, not a curated record. Lineage: Eukaryota; Metazoa; Mollusca; Gastropoda; Physidae.
AUGACAGUGCUGGGUUCGUAUGCGCGUAUCAACCCAUACGACGUCAGUCAUGUAUCGUUUAUAGUCACAGACUUGUUAAUACCAUCAGUAACCUUCACCACCAUCAUCGCCUGCACCACCAUCACUGGAAUACAACUACAACAAAUUGGAAAAACGAGGAAAUCCAUGACGUCAGACAAGAACAUCUCCAACAAAGAGAAAAAAGUCGCCGUGAUGCUGGUGGUUGUGUCCGUCAUCUUCAUCGCCUGUCUGGCGCCGACGUCGGCGACCUUGUCGACGGUUGGGUUCGUACCCGGGAUGUCGGUGUACGGGGAGUAUUUUGACGUGGCGCUCUUGUUGUACGAGAUGUCGUUUUUAACUGAAACGUUGAGCUCUAGCGUCAACGUGCUGGUGUAUUACAGGAUGAGCAGUAAAUACAAGUCUACACUCAAAUCUAUGUUUUAA